Messenger RNA from Striga hermonthica, 1779 nucleotides. Lineage: Eukaryota; Viridiplantae; Streptophyta; Magnoliopsida; Lamiales; Orobanchaceae. The record is from the annotation of a GenBank genome assembly.
AUGAGCACGUUGGCCAAGCCGAACCAAUCAUCCUUGUCAUCUCCUUGGCUUAUGCUACCGCCUGCCUUUGACGUCGACGUUAUCGGUAGCGCGAGCAUGAGCUACAAGUUCUACCGCCUCGCCGACAACAAAAUCGUAACCCUAAGUACCGGAAAAAGCAGCAAAGAAAGAGAAUUAACGAACCCUCUUAUACGGUUUAGGGGAUCUUCACACGGCUGGCUAGCUUUGUACGACCACCGUAGCCUGGACGUGUUUCUUUAUAACCCAAUUACUGGUCGUCAUAUAAGCCUCCCUCCCUUUCGCCACUUUCCUGAUUACCCUCCCUCCUCAAAAGGACUAUACAAGAAGGUCAUCCUCUCGUGCUCCCCAGGCGGAUCAGAUUGUCGGGCUUUCAUGAUCUACAACAGCAUAGCUGCGCUGGCUUUCUGCUGCCCUGGGUUCAGCAAGGAGUGGACCCGAAUCGGAGAUCACCAUUGGUUUGAUCAAGAUUCGGGCAGGGCUGUAUCUGGGGGCGGCUACGCUGAUUGUGUCUACUCCACAAGACAUGAAGCAUUGUUUUGCCUCACAAGACGGGGCGUGUUGGAGUCUUGGGAUAUUCGGGAGCCUCAGUCACCGAGGGCUGUAAAGAUAUCUGAUGUUAAUAUGAGUGGUGGACGGCUCGGCUUCCCGAGGACAGGUAAGAAGAAGUUGUGGGUGACGAGUGUGCCGAAGGAGAAUCUGGUGGUUGCCGGGGAGGAUCUCCUCGUAGUGACUCAGCACGUGGUUAUUUCGUUUGAAUUUGAUGGUUUGUAUGUUGAUGGCAAUGCGCUGUAUACCUACACCGAGGAACACGGCCUUCCAGCUGUGACUGUUGAUUUUGAUGUUCAUAAAUAUGACCCUGAGGAUGGGGAACUUAAGUAUGUGGAAGGUUCGCAUUUGGGUGGUUGGGCUCUUUUUGUCGGCUUCCACAGCGAUGCAGUUGCGUUGCCGGCGGCUGAGUUCCCGGAGCUCAAGCCCAACUCCAUUUACUUCACGGAUGCAAUGUCAGAUGCGUUCGUUGAGGAUUGCCUAACUGGUGGCCAUGACAUUGGCAUCUUCAAUUAUGAGAACAAGACUGUGUCGCCAUGCUAUUUUCCAUGUGAUUCUAAGAACAUGAGAAAGACUUACCCAGCGCCUAUGUGCCAAAAAUGGGGUCUGUUCAUUCCGGCUUGGGGAUCGAGACAAGAUGAUAGUGACUGUAUAGGGGAGAGGAAACCGGAGCUGUACGUUGAGGGCAUGUUAUACGUUGAUGGCGCGCCAUUCGGGCUCCCCAUGAGAAUGAGGUUGGAAUCCGUUGGACCAUCAUAUUGUUGGAAUGAACUUGUUACUCUGAGUACCAAAUAUCGUGAUUUGACUGCAAAUUCACAACUUGCCGUAACGGAAUCUGGUGCAAAUUUCUUGAUUCCAUCCCCAAUAGCUUCAACUAAUGAACUUGUCACUGUGUGGGAUCCUGAACUUGGAAAAAUUAAUCCCUCUGAGCACAAGCAACUAAAGUUGGCCAGAAGUUUAAACCGGGGCAUAAUCGAUAGAGAUCUUAAAUCCAGCUCAACAGAAAGGAAGUCUAUUCAAGGAAUAUUAAGGUAUCCUCCAACAAGGACUUUGACUGGAGAGGAGAAGCAGUUACUUUGGAAAUUUCGAUUUUCAUUAAUGUCUGAAAAAAGGGCACUCACAAAACUUUUGCGUUGUGUAGAAUGGAUUGAAGUCCAGGAAGCCAAGCAGGCACUAGAACUCAUGAGCAAGUGGGAGACAAUUGAUGUCUGA